AUGAUGGUGGAGGCUACUGCUGGGAUUUCUACGAAUUUAUUUAAUAAUUGUCUAGUGACUGGACCUGUACGAGUGGAAUGGGAUUUAAUUCUUUCAGGGGGUGUUAAUCAAUCAAUGAUGAGUAACAUGAAAUUUCAACUAAAAUCAUCAAGUAUUGAUAGGACUAUUAUUUGUCAUGGAAUUUCGUUUCUUACUUCAGUCACACCUUCAGAAACUUUAACAACUACUCCUAGUGGCAUGCUUGUUAAUGUUCCCUAUUACUUUUUCUGCAAUCAUGUUAGCUAUUUACCUAGGAAUUUGGAUACGUUUGGAGAAUAUUCGUAUUCAGUGUGUAUCAUUUACAGGAAUCAGACACAUUUUGAAGAGUGUCGUCGACCAGCUACUAAAUUGGAGAAUUUAAUUUUCAAUUCUAAUAGGAGUGAAUUAACCCAUCAGGACUUGCAAUUGAACUCCUUUUAUCCUAUUCAAUUGACAACUAAACUCAACAUCGAUAAUACCCUAUUGCCACGUUUGAAUGGUAAAACUAUUGUGCAAAUAGUGUUCAAGAAAAAUACUGGACUACAAGAGUUUGUUAAAUUUUCGAGAAAUGAGUCUUACACGGCUCCAUUUCUGAAGGAGGAGCAACUAUUCGAAGUGGUUCAAAUUUUCAACUUGACUCAAUCACAUGGAUGGGAAAAGGAAUGUAAUGCAGCUUUUUUUCAAACAAGACCAUUCUACAAUAUUUGGAAGGGUAUUUCUUGUUUCAUUGUGGCACUUGUUUGCAUUGGUCUUUUGGUAAUGCUGGUCAAGGCUAGAAGGAAUAGAUAUAUUCAAUCGAGAUUCUUCUCGCCCUACUUUUCAACAGUUCUAUUCUUUCUGGUGAGUGUAUUGAGAUUUGGUUUUGUGAUGGCAUCCUUUGACAAUUAUUAUAUGAACCUUGUCAUGACUGCUGUCCUGGUAUUGGUAUUUUCAUUGUAUACCUUGCAAACGGUGAGAUACUUUCUUUGUAGAUGGUUCUACAAGAAGUAUUAUGAAUCUGAGAGGAAGGAAACGUUCUGGUUCAGAAUUAUUUCAUCCAAAAUCACUUACAUUAUUUGCUCCAUUCUUUUAAUUGGUUUUGAGGUUAUUUUAAUUUACCUAGUUUCUGGUAUUGCUGAUACUACCUUAAAGAAUGAUAUUUUAGAUUAUUUGACCAUAGGUGCAUUUGCUGUAAUGAUUUUUCUCAGUCUCAGUUCUACGACAUUAUACUUGCUGACCAAUAGAGGAAUUAUCAAACAAUUGGGAAGUUUUACCAAAGUUGUCAAGUGGUAUUUUGUUUAUGACGAUACUUUUAAAUAUCAUGCAGAGUUUUUAGCUGUUAUUAUUACUGCACUGGCUGGAAUACUUUACUUUGCUCUGAGCUUGAUUAAUGGAAGUUACAUGAGUGAAGUGUACUUUUUACCAGUUACGAAUAUGAUGGCCACUCAUAUUAUUGGAUAUUCUCUUUAUGGUAUUUCCAAAACAUUAUUUGAAGUUUGUUUGGUUUGUUUUGAACCAGGUUAUUUGAUUCUCAUUUAUUGGUACGAAUCUAGACAGCCAGCCCUCGAGUUUGAAGGUCUGAAACAAUUGAAAUCAGAAAUGGAAUUUUUUUUCGCUCACAAAGUGGACGAUGUACUCUGUGUAGAUAUUAUGAAAAGAUUUCUGGCCGCAGAAUUCAGAGCCGAGUUAUUGGAAGUCUAUAUUUUUGUCUCAAAGAAUUCAAACUUUACCGAACAGGACAUUACAAAUAUAUUCCCAAAUUAUGUUUUGAAGAAUAUACUAAAUGCAGAGGCAACUUCAUUCAAAUUGAAGGACAGUUUGGAAACUAAUUUGAAAAAACUUGAAAUGGUGAUUGAGGAAUCGACAAUAACUCAAGUUCCAAUCAGUCAUCAAGGAAUUAUCACAAGCAAAUUGGAUUGGAAGAAGAAAUUUAUUAGUUUGGUAACUUUUCAAAUGAUUGACGCCUUUAGCAGAUUGAAACAAACACCAACUUACAAAACUCACUAUAUUGGAAUGAAGGAAUUUGAAAAUCAAUUUGUUUCCAAGGUAUUAGGAAGAGUUGGAUCUCAUAACAAAUCCAUUAAUGAUACCACUGUUGAACAUCAGCAUACCAUUCAACAACAACAACCAUCACCAUCAUCAGUACCACCACAACAACAAGAUAUGACAAUACUAAAUACAGCCAUUCCACUCCAUCAAACCAAACCAUACAUUAGUGUGGAUUCAAAUUCAACAAACGAUACCACCUCCUCUCUCAAAUAG
This is a messenger RNA of Naegleria gruberi, 2259 nucleotides long. RefSeq lists its product as uncharacterized. Lineage: Eukaryota; Heterolobosea; Eutetramitea; Acrasida; Naegleriidae. The transcript has a single exon. The coding region runs from base 1 to 2259 and encodes 752 amino acids. The record is from RefSeq and is a predicted model, not a curated record.